GGGGGGGGGGGGGGGAGUACCUUGGGCUUUCGGAAGCGGGGAGAAGCCCAACGAGCAGCCCUGCUCAAAAAAAGGCAGCGUUGCGAGUUCUCAGGCGAGUACUUACUCUGCUGAAAUUGGGAGUGAUCCAUCCACUUUGAGCUAAAUUGAAGUGCAAACUUUGGAUUUGCUGUAGAAAGGAUGAAAGUCAUCACCUGUGAAAUCGCAUGGCACAAUAAAGAACCAGUGUACAGUUUAGACUUCCAGCAUGGAACUGACGGGAAGAUCAACAGACUGGCCUCUGCUGGAGUGGACACGACUGUUCGUAUAUGGAAGGUAGAAAAGGGGCCAGAUGGGAAAGCAAUUGUGGAGUUCUUGUCCAAUUUAGCUCGUCAUACCAAAGCUGUGAAUGUUGUGCGUUUUGCCCCUACUGGUGAGAUUCUAGCAUCUGGGGGAGAUGAUGCUGCAAUUUUAUUGUGGAAGCUGAAUGAUAACAAAGAGUUGGAGCCAAUUGCAUUUCAAGAUGAAGACGAUAAUCAGAUGAAUAAAGAACACUGGACAGUGAUUAAAACCUUAAGAGGUCACUUAGAAGAUGUAUAUGAUAUUUGCUGGACUUCUGAUGGAAACUACAUGGCCUCUGCAUCAGUGGACAACACAGCCAUAAUGUGGGAUGUCAGUAAAGGGCAAAAGGUUUCGAUUUUUAAUGAACACAAAAGUUACGUGCAAGGAAUAACAUGGGACCCAAUAGGACAGUAUAUAGCAACACUUAGUUGUGACAGGGUAUUGAGAAUAUAUAACACACAGACCAAGCGAGUGGCAUUUAAUGUUACCAAAAUGCAGUCAGGUGGAGGAUCUGAAGGAGAGGUGAAAAGCUAUAGAAUGUUCCAUGAUGACAGUAUGAAGUCCUUCUUCCGAAGACUGAGUUUUACUCCUGAUGGCUCUUUGCUUCUUGCUCCUGCAGGUUGUGUGGAAUCAGGAGAAAAUGUAACAAACACUACAUAUGUUUUUUCGAGAACAAAUCUAAAAAGGCCUAUAGCUCAUCUACCUUGUCCUGGGAAGGCAACCCUAGCUGUUCGUUGCUGCCCAGUAUACUUUGAGUUAAGACCUACAGUUAACAAAGAAGAAGCUACCCAGAAGACUGGCCUAAUAAAUCUUCCCUAUCGGUUGGUUUUUGCUGUUGCUUCAGAAGAUUCUGUGCUCUUCUAUGAUACACAACAAUCUUUUCCAUUUGGUUAUGUCUCUAACAUACAUUACCAUACGUUGAGUGACAUUUCGUGGUCUAGCGAUGGAUCCUUCCUCGCUAUUUCUUCUACAGAUGGAUAUUGUUCUUUUGUGACUUUUGAAGAUGAAGAACUUGGAAUCCCUCUGAAAGAGAAGCCAGCUCUUAUUGUGAAGACCCCCAGCACAGCAGAAAAAAAACUGAAAAGGGGCCAGUCUCCUAGUAUUGUCUCCCCAGUCCCUAAACCAUUGGAUAGCACUCCUCCAAAUAGGACUGUAGAUCCAGGCAGCCCAACUGUGCAAUGUAAGACUACAGUAAGCAGUAAAGACUCGCCUUCCACACCUGUUGCCAUUAGAAACAUCCCAGCGUCUUCUUCAGAAGAGAGGAAGUCUAUGCAGCCAUCAAGCCACAAUUCAAAAGCAAACCAACCCAGAAGGAUUACACUUAAUACCUUACAAGCAUGGAGUAAGACACCAAGGAGAGUGGCUUUGAUUCCUCUAAAGGCAGAUAGUCUGGACUCACCAUCUUCGUAUCUAGCCUCUACAGCUUCCUCCACAGAAACAAUUCAGCAUGAGAGACCCUCACCACCUGAGGACCGCUUGCAGAAUCCACCAUCUCCAAAGCGUGUUAGAAUGGAUGAUGAUACUGUCUUUGGAUUACACGAAAAGGAAGAAGUGAUGGAAUGAAUGGAUGCAUUACCCUGCAACACGCCCAGAGUUAAUAUUCUUGCAAAAACAGCACCUAAAAUAGACAUUUCUGCUCAAAAUUAUAUCUGCAUAAAACAUUCUGCUAUAUGGCAAGGGAGUAACUAUAUCAUCCUUUGUCCUAACAUUCUAGGUAGAAUAUUAGUUAUCUGAUCAACCACUGAAAGAUGCAGUUUGCAUAGGUAUGAGCUGUGACGUUUCUAUGUUUAUUUAGAGUGACAGUGUUGUUGAAGAUGCAGUGUAUAGAAUAAAAACAUUCAACAUACAA
This is a messenger RNA of Pogona vitticeps (central bearded dragon), 2170 nucleotides long. It is a transcript of the gene CHAF1B, whose product is annotated as chromatin assembly factor 1 subunit B. Gene Ontology annotation, molecular function: protein binding. The record is from RefSeq and is a predicted model, not a curated record. Gene Ontology annotation, biological process: nucleosome assembly; DNA replication-dependent chromatin assembly. Lineage: Eukaryota; Metazoa; Chordata; Lepidosauria; Squamata; Agamidae. Gene Ontology annotation, cellular component: nucleus; CAF-1 complex.